Trichomonas vaginalis G3 is the source of this 1470-nucleotide messenger RNA. RefSeq names its product cyclin-like family. The coding region runs from base 1 to 1470 and encodes 489 amino acids. Lineage: Eukaryota; Parabasalia; Trichomonadida; Trichomonadidae. The record is from RefSeq and is a predicted model, not a curated record. The transcript has a single exon.
AUGAUUCCAACAUCAAUUCCCAAAGAAGUGUUGGAAAACAUCUUGCAAGUAAUGGUGCACAUGCCUGGCUUAUAUAAGGAUUUCAACACGCCGCUUUGUUCAUCAACUAUGCGUUAUUUAUUGAAAUUUUAUGAAAAAACGACGCCGGAAAAGUCAGAUUAUUUUACAUCUCUCGUUGCAGCAUAUAAUCUUUCUUCAAAAGUUAAUGAAUGCGUUGUUCCAAUGCGGCAAAUUGUGAACGCCAUUCGAGAUUGGUUUGUUAAACCACAGUUUGCCGAAGCUGCUACAGAGUUGGGAUGUGGUGAUACAAAGGCAGAAAAAUUUUCUGAAACAUUAACUCAAAAUGCUGUUGCCAGAGAAAAAGAUAUAAUUAUUGCGUUAAACUUCAAUUUUUAUCUUCCAAAUGUUCAAGAUAUAGUUAUCAAAAACAUUUCAAGGAUUAUGUCUUGGCAUUACAAUAUCCAAACUAUAGAUAUCCACUCUUUUAUUUUUAAUGAUUGUUCUUCUACAUCAGAAAAAAUCCAGAAUGAAAUUCUCAUGCUAUCAGACUAUUAUUCAAUUCCACUGGAAUUGAUCGCUUUAACAGUAACCCAAAUAACUCUCGAAUUUUAUUACGAAAACUUUUCACCCGGUUGCCGUAAAUGGAAUUCCAUUAUCGCGCCGCAAAUCAAACAGGAAGAUUUUGAUCAUGCUUUGGCCGAAAUACGCCCUUACGUUUUGGAUAGUCUUGCAAAAAAGAAUAUAAAGCCACCGCUGAUUCCAGCCGUUUAUGUCGACUUCAGUCCAUUUUCAGAAUACAAAUCUGUUCCGAUCUGUCCCUCAGUUGCAAAUCAAGAACCGUUAUGUCCACCUCUUCCAUUGUUUCUUUUACAAAGAGUUUUACCACCUGAUAAUUCAAUAUUCCAUCACCACUACGCAGAUCAUCAGCCAUUAUGCCCUCCUUUCUCUGCAGAACUUAUGAAUUUUCCUCCUCAGCCUCGUUUCUCCACAAAAUCACUCGAAGAAAGCAGAAAGCAGAAGCGCAAAAGGAUGGAUGAUGAUCAUCGGAACUUCAGGGACGGAAGACCAAGAGAUCUUAGACAUUCUUACAGUUCAGAUAGAUUUAGAGAGGAUUAUCGACCACCAUCGCCAUAUUAUGAUGAUAGGUUCGGUCCUCGUCGUAGGCCUCCUUAUGAUGAUAGAAGAGAUGAGAGGAGAGACGACAGAAGAGAUGAUUAUUAUUCUAGAUAUGAUGAUAGAAGGCCAUAUCCAGAUGAAAGAGGUUUCCCGUAUAGAUGUGAUGAUGAAUUUCUGCCAGAUGAUCGCCAUAUGGAUCGAAGAAGACAUCAGCAAAAUUCAAGGAGAGAUUAUCCACCUCCACCCUCUUAUUCAUCAGAAAGAAAGCCUCAUCCAUCUCCAAUGAAGGAAAGAGAUCGUUCUCCACAAAGAAGACCUCCUCCACCACCACAUUCUCCGAAAAACAGGAAAUGA